CAGGAGAUGGGAGGCGCGAGCCCAAAUGGAAAGCCGCCGUCCAACAAAUAACCGAAGAAGUUCGCGGGAAAACCCAAGUCCGUGGGAGCGGAAGACUGGAAAAAGCAGAUUUAAAAGAAAAACAAAAAGAAAACAAAAUCGACUUCAUGGCGCCACCCAAAGACCGCGAAGUCAAAAGAGGCAUAGCUGUUCUGUGGGAGACUCUGCUGUGCCCCAUAUGUUUGGAUUUGUUGACUCAACCUGUUUCCACCAAGUGCGACCAUCAGUUUUGCAAGUUUUGUAUGCUGAAGCUAUUGGAAAACACCAAGCAAAGCCGAGCCAACUGCCCAGUGUGUAAAGAAAAGAUAACCAAAAGAAGCUUGCAAGAGAGUCCGGGUUUUCAGAGACUCGUGACAGGACUGCAAGACAUAAUCCAGGCCUAUGAACACGACACUGGCACAAACUACUUCACUGGACUGGCCCAGGAAGGAAGGCGAUCGACGGUCAAUGAUGACAAACUCGAUGAUGGGACACCCAACAAUGUGGAGGGUGUCGUAAAGCCUCUUCCGAGUUCUCAUUCAUCAAGUAUAGCAGCUCUCAAUGGAUUUGCAAGAGUGAUGGGAUUCGGGGAUUCCACUCCUUUGAUGACAGAAGAUCAAUUUCAAUGCCACUCUGUUCAUACGUCACAAUCAAUUGACUCGAUUUCGGCAACAACAGUUCAAGCAUCAGGACUCGCCACUGGUGAGAAAAGACAAAAGGACCAAGUUGUUUUGGAAAAUCAACCUCUCACGCAGUCCUUUGCAAAAGAACAAAUAGAGGAGGAGCCUCAGAUCUUUGAGAGGAGGAAGAGGAAAAGUAAGAAGAGGGUUGCAGAGUGGCUCCUGAAGGUUCCUGCCGAGAAGAGCCUUGAGUUGGAGGAACCAGCAGAGGUUGCCCACCUUUCUGAUGAUUCCGACAGUGCCGCAUCUGAUAAGAAGGAGCAGAUUGCCAAAACGGUCGAGGAACAAGUCUUUGGGUUCACCUACAGACGAAAGCAAAGAGAUAAACGUAGCUCCGGUAGCAAACUGCUAUCGCACACAAAAAGGCUAUCCAAGAAGAAAACCAUAACUAGCCUUGAAGAGAAACUUGUAGAUCUGGAAGACCCUGCAACAAUGGCUGUCUCAGAAGAACCAGGAAAUUGUGAAUCUCACAAGAAGGAUCUGGACAACCCUCCAGAAAAUGCUGAGAUGACAAGCUUUGGCACCUUCCAGCCUGAACGCACGCCAACAAGGCUGCGUAGCUCUUUGCAGCAGGUCGACUCCGAUUUGCAGGCCAAAGCGGAGACGGAAAAUUACGCUCCGAAGAAAGACAAGCGUCGAGCCCCUCUGGAGAGAGGCAAGUCGACCCGGGCCGUCAAACCUCUCGUCCUUGUCGGAGUUCACGAGGGAGACGACGUCACUAAGUGUUCUCUUCCGACGGAGGCGGUUCAGGUUCAUAUCGAGAACUACCCGAGCAGCGAGGACCAGGAAGCGGCAGUCACGAUGGGCACCAGGAGAUCCAAGAGACUUCACAAGUCUUCCCAGAACGUCCGGCAGCCAUCUCCCAAAAAAGCUGCAACUCGCCAGCGGGCGCAAAUGCAAGGGGAGGACGUUAAAGACGGCGCUAUAUCGGAUCCUCGGGAUGCAAAUGCUUGCAAAAGUAACGGUUGCGUAUAUGCCAAAGACAUCUGUGGCAUUGAAAACAUGGAGAUCUCCCAUCUGGAGACUCAUGUCGAGGGUCCACCCACUGAAAACCAGGUGGGUUCGGAUAGUGACCCCGCUGAGGUUCCAGGUUCUGCAAGUCUAUUUGGGACGGCUCCGGAAGAUCCAGCUCCACCUUUGAUUCCGAGCGCCAAGGUGGAAACGGAGGACUGCAACGACAGCGAGGUGGACACUGCCCAACUCCUAAGAACUUUCAAGGCCACCAAAAGGAGGUCGUUCCACCUCGGCCCAUCGAGUGGGAAGAAGAGUCGGAGUGAGGAUGAAGAACCCGCGCACCUUACGAGAUCAAGAACCCAGCGUGCCAAACAGCAGACCACACCGAGAUCAGACAUCACUGGCAUGUCAAUUUGUAGCAAUUUAAUCCCCCCAACCGAUUCACCCACCAAGAAAAUGGAUGCCGAAGGGGUGGCCGCUCCUGUUCCUCUCGGGAGUAGCGUCAGCAGUGCCUUCAGUCAGCAAAAAGUGCCAUCUCGUGAAACGGAAAGCCCUCUACCGUCCUUCAUACCUCAAGUCGUGGAUUCUGGACUCCAUUUUCAUAAGCGCCAGGAGUUUCCAGAGAGUUCCUUUGAAUCCGCCCCAAAGGAGGACCCCUGGAACCUGGCUGAGGACCCCGCUGCCAUCGGAAAAGGUUCAGCAAGGACAUCCCAGCAUCUCUUAAACGCCGACUGCUCCUUGACUCCGGACGGCCUCUUAGACCAGCCGGGUCCCUCGAGUCACAGAACCCAGACGAGCGUCCAGUCGUCCGCCCGGAGCAACCCCAUCCGCAACACGCGGAGGCGGGCCCAAAGGCUGCGGCACUCAUUGGAGUCACUGAGCAGCUGCGAUGAGGAGGUGCCCAAUUUGACGCAAAUAUUCCAAGAGGCCACCCGCCACCCUCAGGACGACGCUGUUCAGGACGCCACUCAAGCUAACCAGCGUGAGAUUGAUGACGUCGCAGUGCGCUGCCAGAGUCCAGACUGCGUUACUGCCAGCCAAGCCUCCGUUGACUUGUUUGACUCUCCAAAUAAGUCCGACCUGCCAGCAAACGAUGCAAGCGUGCCUGCCGAGUUGUCGCAGUUCGGAAGCGAGGUUCUUGUCACACAGCAAAAGGUGGAGAUGAAGAACGAGCUGGUGAGGCUGGAGAAGUUGAUGGCGCUGGUGACCGAGGUGCUCCAGGAGAAGGAGGCCAGUUCGCCUGCGUGCUCAGACAUGCAGAAAUCGGGUCCACGUGACCCGGACGCAAGCGGUGAUCCAGACAGGAAAGACCUCGCAGAAGGUGCAGAGGAGCCCAUAAGAGAAUGGCUGCUUCAGUCCGCCGUCCAGAUGUCGCCGCCACCUUCGCCACGCUCAGGACCGGCUGGGGAAAGCAUGGCUGAUUCAAAUCCAUCCUCCAGCAACAAGGAGAACAAGACUCCCGAGAGAAACGGCAACAGAGCUAAAAUGGUGCUGGUGCCGUCUGGAUUGGGGCCCGCCGAGCAGGUGGCGAUGCGGAGGUUUGCCAGGAAGGUGGGCGCUCGUGUGCUUUCCCAGGUGACCGCGGAAGUGACGCACGUCGUCAUGUGCACAGAUGAUCAACUAGUAUGCGAGCGUACUCUCAAGUACUUCCUUGGCAUUGCAGGCAGGAAGUGGGUGGUGAGCUUCCAGUGGAUCGCCGAAUGCCUCAAGGAAAAGGAACUCUUGGACGAGAGUUUAUUUGAAGUCCGAGGCGACGUGGUGAACGGCGCCGAUCACCUUGGCCCGAACAGAGCUCGCACCACCGGUGACGACAAUCUUCUCAUGAAGGGCUAUGAAAUCUGCCUUCAAGGACCUUUUACAAACAUGACCACAGCGCAAAUGGAGUGGAUGGUGCAGCUGUGUGGCGCCACGGUGGUCAAAGACCUCCACAGUAAACGGAAGUCCAACCAGCUGGUCAUCGUUCAGCCUGGAUCAGAGCCAUGUUCGUACAGCGGUCUCGCAAAACAGGCCAGAGUUGUGACUCGCGCUUGGUUGCUGGACACGGUGGCCACCUACACUUUCCAAGGUUACGACAACUACCUAAUGUGAGUCGAGGAUGCGUUUUACCACAUUUUUAGAUUUAAAUGCUGUGUAAAAAAAAUAAAAUAAAAAUGUUCAGAAAGCAAAAGAGGAGAGAUAUGUAAAGUGAAACUAGAAUAAUAAAUAGUUCAUCAAAUGGUCUGGGUUUUUUCAGUUGGGAACGAGGGCUGGGGGAAAAAGCAGCUUUCUUAGGAACGUGAUUGCUCUUCUUUUGCAUCAUGACAGAAUCGACCGCUUCAUACGUAGCAGGUACGCGUGUUUGUUGGGUCGCAGUAUAGCAACGGCGCAAUUAGCCUUGUUUUGAACAACAGCUGGCUGCAAAGAGCACGCAAAAACAAAACGGGAAUGUCAGCACGUCUCUUUGGAGGCCUUUGUAAAUGCCAGAUGCGCUGGUGCCACGAUGCUGCUUUCUUCCAGUCAGCUGUUUUUUGUUUGUAUUUUUUUACACCCCCUCAUUCGGUAGCAUCACUUUCAAUGGCGUGUAGAGUUCAAGCACUGAAUGGGAAUAGUUGUUCUCCUUUAUUUGGACGGAAGGAAUGUCAGGCCCGUCUCGUUUGAGCGAGUCCAAUCACUCGGGUUAUUUACAGUGCUCGGAAUUUAUCGGUCACAAGGUUGUCUCUCUUUAAGUGAGUUACGUCUCUUUGUAUACGAAUCGCAAACACGAGCCGAGCGCCAUAUUCCUCACUACUACCCUAAGGCGAAAUAUUUUUCAUCAACAGCGGCGGCAGAAGAGUGGACAUUCUUGUUUGGCGCAUUGUAACAAGAGAAGGCGUGUUUGUUGACAGUUACGCGUCUCCUCGGCACUUUAGCACGAACGAAGGAGAUAACGGUGGAACAUUCCGACUUCUAAUCGUAAUGGGAGAUUCCAAACAGGAAAUACUGUUAAGUCAUAAUGAUUGUUCACUGCAUAUUUUGAGUGUGUUGGCUGAGACACAUUUUGAAUUAGCAGUAAUUCUUUUUGGGGUUUUUUCUGCGCUAUACUAGCCACCCCGAGUCAAUGCGUUUGACCCCUGCAUGUUUUUCCGCCACAUAUAUUUUUAAUCCGUUCAAUUGUACACACUGUUUAAAUGGCUUUUGCAUUUUUGAUGAUUCUCUUCCCUUUCCCCUCACUAAGUGACAGCAUAACCAUUCAUCGUAUCAUCACCCCGGUUUUUUUAACAGGUUAGUCACGUUGUUUGAAAAAGUUUUCUGGUUGAAGCCUUUCAUUCAUUUACAAAAAUUUCCACAGCCAACAUUACUUGCUUAAUUUAAUCUAUUUGUUGUUAUUCAUUGUUAGAAUAAAAGCUUCUUUUGAUAG
Molecule: messenger RNA, 5028 nt
Organism: Syngnathus acus (greater pipefish)
Lineage: Eukaryota; Metazoa; Chordata; Actinopteri; Syngnathiformes; Syngnathidae
Product: breast cancer type 1 susceptibility protein homolog
Exons: 21
Coding region: 147-3740 (1197 amino acids)
Biological process (GO): dosage compensation by inactivation of X chromosome; chordate embryonic development; negative regulation of fatty acid biosynthetic process
Cellular component (GO): BRCA1-BARD1 complex; BRCA1-A complex; plasma membrane
Molecular function (GO): metal ion binding; ubiquitin-protein transferase activity
Source: RefSeq, a predicted model, not a curated record